Molecule: messenger RNA, 2331 nt
Organism: Falco peregrinus (peregrine falcon)
Lineage: Eukaryota; Metazoa; Chordata; Aves; Falconiformes; Falconidae
Gene: CREB3
Product: cAMP responsive element binding protein 3
Exons: 9
Biological process (GO): regulation of transcription by RNA polymerase II
Cellular component (GO): nucleus
Molecular function (GO): RNA polymerase II cis-regulatory region sequence-specific DNA binding; DNA-binding transcription factor activity, RNA polymerase II-specific
Source: RefSeq, a predicted model, not a curated record
CCUGGGGAGGAGAAAGAUCUCCUGGAAGGCUGUAACCUGCUAGACUCUGAGCUUCGGGACAAGGAAUUUGAUGACUUUGUCAACUCCCUGCUGAGGACCUUCGAGGAUGGACCAGACUUGCUGCAGGGUUGUUCACCUAGCAGCAGUGACAGCAGCAUUUCUGAAGAUCAGCAUCUGUCCCAUAGCCUUGACAGCAAUUUGGCCAGCAUUUCUCAGAACUUGUACACUGCGCACAAUGAUCACAACUAUUCCUUCCAUCAGGACUGGUCUAUGCCGGAAAGCGUGAUGUCUGACAUAGCAGAAAGAGAUGUUUCCAUUGACCUUGGGACACAGAGGGGUUUGACGGGCAGAAGGCGGGCACGGAAACGGAAGUCCAGUUUCCCCACUGCUGUUGCUGUAGGUGCCGGACAGCAGCCUGGAUGUGGAGUCAUCACGCAGUCUGACUUCCCAGAGCUGGUCCUGACAGUGGAGGAGAGUCAGCUACUGAAGAAAGAAGGUGUUUCAUUACCACUCCGUCUGCCCCUGACUAAAGCUGAAGAGCAGGUUCUGAAGAAAGUGCGUCGGAAGAUCCGGAACAAGCAGUUAGCCCGGGAUAGUCGUCACAGAAGGAAGAUCUACAUAGACGUCCUGGAACGGAGGGUGGCAGCCCACACAGCUCAGAAGAAGGAGCUGGAGAGGAAGGUGGAGGUGCUGCAGAAGGAGAACAUGUCACUGCUCGAGCAGUUGCAGAAACUGCAGGCCUUGGUCGCAAUGUCUACCACCAAAAGUACCAUCAGAAGAACCUGCACCAUGGUCAUCAUUUUGUCUUGCCUUAUUAUCUCCCCUAACAUCUGCUGGAUUCAAAGCAGAGACCCAGAGCUGAAGCUCAGAGUGCUGUCCCAGAAGAUCCAGCAGUUCCCAAACGAGGUAGAAACUGUUGUGUGUGAGGAUGCUAUGCUGGAGGAUUUCAGCCCGGAGCCCGAGGACCCCUUGCUAUCUGGCAGCCUCAGUCAAUCACGAGAAGAAGGGUAUUAUCCACCCAGCACUGACCCUGCAUGUUCAUGCAGCAGCAGCACAUUUUCUGAUCCUCCAGCAGCAGCAGGCUUUGAGCUGGGCUUUCUCCACCAGCUUCAGGAGCCGGACUUCCAGUGCGACCCUUCGCAGGCAGCGGUGCUGGCGGUGUUAAAAGGCAAGAGGCAGGAACGGGUGGAAUAUGCUGCUGGAAUUGUCGUUGUUUAGCAGCACUUGCCAAUGAGAUGUGACCACUGCUGCUUCAUGCUUCUUGGGGUGAUGCAGGGCACCCUGCUGGGCAGGGACAAGCAGCUGCAUUAACAUGUAAUCUGUCAAAACAGAUUAUUUGGAAUACCGUCCUGAGUCCUGGCAGCUCAGAGGUUUUACCAGGGAGUCAUUCUGAUGCUCUACUCCAUAUAUCUAUAGGAGCCCUCUAUCUGAUGGGGUGGGAAACUCUGGGAAAUUUGCUAUAGCUGCUGAUGUGACCUGCAGCCCUGGCUGUGUCCCAUGGCUCGCAGGGAUGGACUGUGGCAGGGAGGGUGAAGGUGGUUGGGUCUGAGGUGCCCAUACUUGGUCUGACUGGGUGCAGUUGGUGAUGGAGGCUGCUGCUCUGUUUUUCCCUGCCCAGGCAGAGGUGAAUAGGCCGAGUCCUGUACUUCUUACUGUAUCUAGUGGCAUCUGUUUCUUGUCCCUUCCCCUUAAUCGUGUCGUUUUGCCUGAUUUCUAGCUGUGAGAGAGUUAGUUGACCUUCAAUGUCCUCUGAGGGAGUGGUGCUACCAUUGCAACAGACCUUGCAUGUUGCCUGUUCCUGCUAGCUUUUGAGCCACAGGCGCAGCUGCUGUCCUGGAUAGAGAAGGUAAUAUGAAGUCCCUCACAAGCCAUGUGUGCUGUUUCCCUUCCACAGAGGCUGAGCCUUUUAUCUGUAGCUGUUCGAGUGGAGAUCCCGAGCCUCAGGGAGAAGACACAUCUCGAACCUGAGGAAUGGAGGUGCAUAGAGCAGAGAGCAACAGCGCUGCUUGCUGUUCUGAAGGCUUUCCUCACCACAGGAUGGUUUCAGAGCUAUGUCCUGGUGUGAGAGCUUUGCUGUGCUGGCUGAUGAUGUAGUUUCCCAAUUCUGGUUGCUCAUCAGGGCUGAGUAGAAAUCCUUUUAGCUGAUGAGUAGUGUCUUUUCUGGAGUGCAACUUAGUGGUACCUCCUGAGCAUCUCUCCUUAUUCUGCUUCAUAGAAUCAUAUCAGAUGGUUUGGGCUGGAAGGGGCCUUUAAAUGUCAUCUAGGUCAACAGCUCUACAACAAUAGAUUUAGGAAUAUGUUCAAGUAGAUUAGAAUAAUAAUAAUUCUCUU